AUGUUAGGUGCUGGACCUCCCUCUUUGGUCAUCUGCAAACUUGACAAUGGUGUUGUAGAGCCAUGUAGAGGGAAUCCUCUAUACCUGUAUGUUGGCAUCAUUGCUGCUCUAGUUUUCAUUGGUCUGCUGAUAAUGACCUUCAUUCUACUGAAGAGCCGAACUAACAGGAAUAGAGUGAGAGGACAUGAGGGAGGAAAUGCUGUCAUCAACUGUCCAUAUCAGCAGGGAUAUGAGCCCUACCCAAAGUACCUACUGAAAGGAGCAAAAUAUGGUGUUGAUGUCAUCUGGUCUGAUGGCCAGGCAGAAUGGACCCACAGAGGGAGAGUAUCUCUGCAGAACAAGAAGGACACACACAUCUUCACUGUGACCAUCCAUGACCUGACCCUAGAGGAUGCUGGGACAUAUGGGUGUGGAGUUGACACAGGGGAAAUAUAUAAUAAAACCCUAGUGAAGCUCACAGUUGUGUCCACCAUUAACACAACAACCAGAACGCUGUCCAACACUACAGAGUCUGAGAGGACCACACACUUGCAUGAUCAAAAAUCACCUACAUCAGACGGUCAUCCUCUACACCUGAUUGUUGGUAUCAUGGCUGCUCUGGUUUUAUUUGGUCUGCUGGUAAUGACCUUCAGACUGAUCAUGAGAAGAGCCAGGAAUAGAGCUCACAGACCAAAUAGGCCUCUGUCCUCAGCAAGAAAACCAAGAGCGGAAACUGCUGACUAUGAAAAUUAUCCACAAGACUCCAACGCCAUCCAAAGCCUGAACCCCAACACCACCCAAUCUGAUGCAGUUUACCAAAGCAUGAAACCCAACACCACCCAAUCUGAUGCAGUUUACCAAAGCAUGAAACCCAACACCACCCAACCUGAUGCAGUUUACCAGAGGAUGAACCCCAACACCACCCAAUCUGAUGCAGUUUACCAGAGGAUGAACCCCAACACCACCCAACCUGAUGCAGUUUACCAGAGGAUGAACCCCAACAUCACCCAACCUGAUGCAGUCUACCAAAGCAUGAAACCCAACACCACCCAACUUGAUGCAGUUUACCAGAGCAUGAAACCCAACACCACCCAACCUGAUGCAGUCUACCAGAGGAUGAACCCCAACACCACCCAACCUGAUGCAGUUUACCAGAGCAUGAAACCCAACACCACCCAACCUGAUGCAGUUUACCAGAGGAUGAACCCCAACAUCACCCAACCUGAUGCAGUCUACCAAAGCAUGAAACCCAACACCACCCAACCUGAUGCAGCGUCACGUUUCAUCAAGAAGGACACUCCUCAGCUCAGACAGGACUGGGGGACACAGAUGACAUCAUCACCAGGCGAUCUGGACAUCGAGCUGAUAGGACGAUAA
Molecule: messenger RNA, 1356 nt
Organism: Alosa sapidissima (American shad)
Lineage: Eukaryota; Metazoa; Chordata; Actinopteri; Clupeiformes; Clupeidae
Product: CMRF35-like molecule 8
Exons: 8
Coding region: 1-1356 (451 amino acids)
Cellular component (GO): plasma membrane
Molecular function (GO): transmembrane signaling receptor activity
Source: RefSeq, a predicted model, not a curated record